GAAUUAUAGGUGCACACUUAAGGGCACUUAUGAAAUUGUAUUGAUGAUUGAGGGCUUACUUGAAAUUUUACCCGACAGCCAAGAUAAGAGACAUGAGACUGGGAAAAGAAACAGUUAAUUCUGUUCAGCUACGAAAGACCCUUUUCAGAAUGGAGCUCUCAGUUCACUCUUUAACGUUUGCAUCCUACGCCAAGACAUUUGAAGACUCCUGGCCAAAAGUCCGGAGUGUGCUAGACUAUAGAGUCUGUUCUUUGGUUGAUGCAAAAUCAAAAGAAAAUAGGAGAAAAUUAGCCAUACUAUCUUCUGCACUGCCAGAAACAGCUGCUUCUGUGGCAAUUGCUGCAACAGUUGUGGGUGCAGCGGCUACAUUUCUUGUUAGGAGAACUAAAUCUUCUGAUGCAACUGAGGUUCCCUUGAGACCAUGUGAAGAUUGUGAGGGUUCUGGGAUAUGUUCAGAGUGUAAAGGUGAAGGCUUUGUAUUGAAGAAAAUGUCUGAAGAUAGUGCAGAAAAGGCAAGGAUGACUGCCAAGAACAUGGCAACUCGAUACACAGCUGGGCUUCCCAAGAAAUGGAGCUAUUGCACAAGGUGCUCUUCUUCCCGAUCUUGUAGUACUUGUGGAGGCAGUGGAAAGUUAAGCUACUAACCAUUUUGCUGCUUCAGACAAUGUUGUUCUUGCCCACAAUUUUGCCGCUCCAUGGAAGGAUAGUAUCAAAAUUUUGCCUAAGAAUAGAAGUGAGCUGACUCUUUUAUAUGUCUAUAAAUUGAUGGACAAUGUAAAUAUUAUUAUCUCUUUGAGAGAUCACAUAUGCCUUGCUUCAUGCACUUGAACUGAUAAUUAAGUGAAAAUUUUGUUACCAUAAAUAUAAUUUUCUGUUCCAUCUCACACCAGAAUGGAUCAAUA
Messenger RNA from Theobroma umbraticum, 902 nucleotides. RefSeq lists its product as uncharacterized. The record is from RefSeq and is a predicted model, not a curated record. Lineage: Eukaryota; Viridiplantae; Streptophyta; Magnoliopsida; Malvales; Malvaceae.